Molecule: messenger RNA, 351 nt
Organism: Aspergillus campestris IBT 28561
Lineage: Eukaryota; Fungi; Ascomycota; Eurotiomycetes; Eurotiales; Aspergillaceae
Exons: 1
Source: RefSeq, a predicted model, not a curated record
AUGGCGGUGGGCGCCAACUGGCGAGUCUGCCAUACAAAGUGGGCCACCCAGAUUCGCCCCCUAACCGGGCAGGAAGGGGACUUGGGCGUUUUCACGGACCGGUCCACCACCUCGCCGGCGCCCCCCUCGCCAUCGCCCCGCGACCCCCGCGACCCCCGCGACCCCCGCGACCCCCGACGUCCCCCUGGGGUCCUCGUCGCCGGCCCCAGCGCCAACUGGCGAGUGUCCGGGGCGCCCUCCCACGGCCCCGGGCCAACCGCUGCCGACGGCGACAUCACCGCCGCGGCCCGGCUGUCUGGGAGCCGAUGGGGCCCGCGCCGGACCGGAGGGGUCCCCCGAUGGGUGAUGCAU